AUGUUAUGGAAAUCGAGAGAGAACGACGUGUGCCGCGAGAAUCGAGAGAGAGCGAUGUGUGUUGCAAUAUCAGUUGAUGUGACACUAAAAGGUUUUAAAGGAUUUGCUAAGGAAGAUGAAGAAGCUCCAAUGUCAGAAUUAGAAAUGUUUUUUAGAGAGUGGAUGGUAGAUUGUGAUAAAGAAUUGGAUAUUUUGGACUUUUGGAGGAGUCAUGAAUAUAGGUAUCCGAUUCUUUCUCGAAUGGCAAGAGAUAUCUUAUUAAUUCCAAUAUCAACUGUUGCAUUGGAAUCAACAUUUAGUAUUAGAGGAAAAGUGAUAAAUAUGUCAUGUAGCUCUCUUACGCCUGAUAAUGCUGAAACUAUUAUUUUAACUCGUGAUUGGUUGUAUAGUCGGGGAGUUGAAGAUUUUGUAGAUAAGGAAGAACUUGCUGAAGAUAUUGCUCAAGCUGAAAGAGUAGGUCGUACCUCAUCUAGUGUAUCAUCUUGCUCUGUUUGA
This is a messenger RNA of Malania oleifera, 495 nucleotides long. RefSeq names its product zinc finger BED domain-containing protein DAYSLEEPER-like. Gene Ontology annotation, molecular function: protein dimerization activity. The record is from RefSeq and is a predicted model, not a curated record. Bases 1 to 495 code for a protein of 164 amino acids. The transcript is spliced from 3 exons. NCBI's taxonomy places the organism in Eukaryota, Viridiplantae, Streptophyta, Magnoliopsida, Santalales, Ximeniaceae.